This is a messenger RNA of Tetranychus urticae (two-spotted spider mite), 1207 nucleotides long. RefSeq names its product exosome complex component Rrp4 (gene Rrp4). Gene Ontology annotation, cellular component: nuclear exosome (RNase complex); cytoplasmic exosome (RNase complex). NCBI's taxonomy places the organism in Eukaryota, Metazoa, Arthropoda, Arachnida, Trombidiformes, Tetranychidae. Gene Ontology annotation, biological process: nuclear-transcribed mRNA catabolic process, deadenylation-dependent decay; TRAMP-dependent tRNA surveillance pathway; nuclear polyadenylation-dependent rRNA catabolic process. The record is from RefSeq and is a predicted model, not a curated record. Gene Ontology annotation, molecular function: RNA binding.
GCAACAUUUCAAAACACGAGUUUUUGUAUUUUUUGGUAAACAAAUUGAUUUAAUCUGAAUUUUACUCAAUUACAAUUCUCGAAAAUCUUAUUUUUUCAUCAACAAUUAUCUUAGAUCAUUUUGAACACUAUGUUGUGCCUCCCGGGUGACACUGUUACAGAGGAUGCCGAUUACAUGAGAGGUCAUGGAACUUAUUAUAAGUCUAAAGUAUUAACCUCUUCCGUUGCUGGCUGUAUUGACAAAGUAAAUAAAUUAUUAUCAGUGAGACCUUUAAGAACCAGAUAUAAUGGUGAAAUUGGAGACAUUGUUGUGGGUCGUGUGAUUGAUGUUCAAACAGAACAUAAACGUUGGCGUAUUGAUACGAGCUCUCGGUUAGAUACAAUUUUAUUACUGUCUUCCGUUAAUUUACCCGGUGGAGAGUUGCGUCGUAAAACGGUCGAGGAUGAAUUAAUGAUGAAAUCAUUUUUCAAAGAAGGAGAUUUAAUUUCCGCUGAAGUACAAUCAAUAUUUGCUGAUGGAGCUUUAUCUGUUCACACACGUAAUUUAAAGUAUGGCAAACUUGGACAAGGAGUGCUUCUUCGGGUUUCUCCAUCUCUAGUUGAAAGGAGGAAAACUCAUUUUCACAAUUUACCGUGUGGUGUUCACCUUAUUCUUGGUAACAAUGGAUAUAUUUGGAUAUCAUUACCAGUUUCUGAAGGUGUUGAGUCAGGCGGUUUUGCUAUAAACCUAGAUCCAGUUCCCUUAGCUGACCGGGAAGUAAUUUCUCGCGUCCGAAAUUGUAUUCUCGCAUUAGCCAAACAAAAAAUGAUGCUCCACAGUACAAGUAUAAAUACUUGUUAUGAAAUUUCACAGUCCUAUCAGGUUAAAGAUCUAAUUAAAUCUAAAAUCAUGACAGAAAUAGCUCAAUUGACUAACGAAAAAAUGAAAAUCGAAGAGCUACAAUAGUUGUCAUUGAAUUGGCAUCAACAUGAAUUUCAUACUUCAUACAUAUUGGCAUUUAAACCAUCAUCAUCGUCCGGAGCAAAAAAGUUUUUCUGUAUGACAAGAAAAUGAAUCUUGAAGACAAAUGUAAACAGCUUAUACGAAAAUGUUAUGAUUAACUUAUAAAUAACAAUUAUAAUGGCAUUUCAAAAGUUACAAGAUCUUUAAUUAAUGUAUUUACAUGAAAGAUAUUUUCAACUAAAAAUGAAUGAUUUAUUAACAUUGA